AUGAAAAAAACAUAUCCCCAUGAUGAUCGCUCAUGGGUUUUCAUGCGAACGAUUUCAAACCGUCCAUCGCGAAAGUCCCCUUCUGGUCUCAUUUAUUUGUUUCGACAAUCAAGACAGAGUUUCACCAAUGCAAUCUCAUCUCGUCGUCGUCAACAUUCUAUUAUCGCAUCAAUGCAUGUAAUGGCGCACAUUCCAUCUAUAGCGCAGACGUCUUCCUCGGAGUCCGAGGUAUCGGAACUAACCGAAGUUACCAAUCAACUGCUACACAAAGUUGCGAGCGAAGAGGAAGAAAGCAACCACACUGAUAUCGAGACAGUCCCUGUGUCAGUUGAUGUGCAUCGUCAAACAACGGAGACUUGCUAUGCCCAUGCUUGUGCCACUGCAAUCCGGGCUGCCAGGCUGUCGCUAGGGCUCACUCCGAAAACGCACGCUUCCUGGCUCACGAAGAUCAUCAAAAAGUUUGGCUGCAAAGGAGCUUACACCAAAAAAGUACUGCAGCACUUCAGUAAAAUCGAAGGCUUCGUUUGUGAAAGGUUACAGGGUGAAAGCGAGAUAAAGUCCGCGUUACUGAAGCAACGUGCUGUGGUUGCUGAAUUCUGGUUGCCCAAGUACCUUUGGCGCAAAUUUUUCGAUCAUUUCAAGAAGAGCCCAGAUGCUGUUCUCACAAAGCAGGACUUUCGGUUGUGGUCAUUAGAUCGCCCUACUGAACCACGGUAUUCGCAGACCAUUGGUGUUGGGCAUGCAAUCGUCAUUACAGGUUUUGAAGACGGCGAAAAUACAAUCUUUCGUUUCAAAAACAGCUGGGGUAAAGACUUCGGUGACAGUGGCUACUUCAGGGCCGAGGCGGAUGCCUUUCCUGACGGUCUGCGCAACUGCUGGAGUGUCGACUAUCCAUUGGAAAACCUUUCCACCAAGGAUGUUGAGCUUUACCUGCUGAACGCAUUGAAACCCCAGUCCGCCGUGAAAGUUGGCAUCACUAGUCGAACUAUUACCCUGCUCGCUUGCAAUCUCGUCUUCAAACUUGUUCCUGUCAGUGAGAACCAUUGUCCUCAAGUACUAAGCAUUGGUGAGUGUGCCGCCAUGGCACAGAUAGUCUCUCUGCUGGAAGGAAACGAAUCCGUUCAUGUGAUUGACGGCCCAUCCCUGAAACUAGGCAACUCGCAGCACUCGUUUUGGCUCAAACGUCACCAUCCAAAGGCGAAGAAAACGAUGCGGGAACGUGAGAUGCGCAACUUGGAGAUUGCAAUGAAGAAAAUCAGUUUGUAGCUAGCUGUACGAGUUUUCCUGGGGUGGUCGUCGGUUUUGACGGCAGCACCAGAACUCGGUUUGGCAUCUUUGCUUGGCCCGAGUAGGAAUAAAGAACCGUCGAGAGAACGAAAUCUAGACAACGUAGAUCUGGUCGUACCGUACUCUAGUCUUUUACACCAAACUCAUACGCUUUCCGUAGCACCAUCUC
Seminavis robusta is the source of this 1456-nucleotide messenger RNA. NCBI's taxonomy places the organism in Eukaryota, Bacillariophyta, Bacillariophyceae, Naviculales, Naviculaceae. The record is from the annotation of a GenBank genome assembly.